Stylonychia lemnae is the source of this 1815-nucleotide messenger RNA. Lineage: Eukaryota; Ciliophora; Spirotrichea; Sporadotrichida; Oxytrichidae. The record is from the annotation of a GenBank genome assembly.
AUGAAUAAUUAGCACUUAGGAAACAACAGCAAUAAUCCAGUACACUCACUGAAACUACCUGCCUAGACUAAUGAUCAGGAAAUAUCAGAUAAUGAAGAUAAAAAGAACAAGAGAUCUCCUAAUGAUAUUAAUAUGAUAAAGUCCAUUAAGUAGCUUGAGACCACAGAAUUAGACCUUCAUUCACCCAGAUUUUAGAAGGCCUGUGUCAGUCUUGGAAUUCCCCUUAGAGAUUGCGUUAAAAAGAGAAAAGAACAUUUUAUGGAGAAGGGCCUAGCAGAUGAUAUAGUUGAGCUGAGACUCAAGCAUUUCUAAAACAGAUAAAUCGACCUUCUUAAUCGUAUCCUAGAAGAACGAAGAAAAUUAAAGAACAGGGAGAUAUUACAUGAUAAACUAUAAAUUUAAACAAAUCAGAAUAAGACUUAAGGGCAGUCGUUUUACUCGCCUCAAAACAAUCACACAGCCAAUCCCAAUAGCAGAGCUGCUCAGCUAUAUGGAAGUGUCAAAUCACCAAUGGGGAAAAUAGGUAUGACAUCUUAAAGUCAUCUUGAUAACAAGAGAUUUGCUUCCACUUCAAAAAUGUAAUUAUCUGAUUCUUAGUAAUAUCAUAGAUUUAACUCACCUCCUAACUUAAGAGGUUCCUUUGAUGAUUAAUGGAGCUUCGAGCAAGAUAAAAUCUAGAAACUUAAGUCAAAGAAAGUAUUUAAGGCCUAGAUGAUUAUUGAUCUUGAACAUUUAAAACUAAUGAAAGAUCGCUAAUAUGAAUCAAGACUUAAAGAAAUGGAAAAGAAGUUUAAAGAAGAGGAAAUGUUCAGAAAAGAGCUUAAAGAUAAGCAUGAAAUGAAAUUAACUUCUGUAAAAGGGAAGAAUGAGCAGAUCUAAAAAGAGUUAGAAUACUAAUCAAGGAUUUUGCUUGAAAGAGCUUAGAAAGACAUGAGAUCUAAACAGGAGAAGCAUGACAUGCUUGAAAGAUAGAGAUUUGAAGAACUUAAAAGAAGAGAGGAGGAGUUUGAAAGAAAAAGAUAGAAAAUUGAACAAAUGAAGAGAGAUUAAGAAUAAGAAGACUUAAGAGCUGUAGAAACGAAUCUAUAGCAAUUUGAAUACAAAAUCAAAGAAUCCUAGGAUAAACACGCUUAUCAGUUGCAAAGAGUCAUAAGUGAGGCUAGAUUGAGAAAUACUAUUCAAAGCGAGAAGGUAAAUAAAUGGAAAGAAGAUUAACAAAGAUAAGAGUUAGAAGAACUUCAUUAGGUUUAUAAGAAUGAGGAAAAAUAUAUGAAAAAAAUGUAAAAGAUAGCUAAAAGCACAUAGGAUCUUCACCAAAAAAUAAGAGAGAAAAAGCUUAUGAAGUAAGAGAAGCAGAACCAUAAUAAGAAAGUCGAGGAUGGAGAAAUUGAAUGCAAAUUAAAAGCAAUAAUGCAGAAAUUCAAGCAUGCUGAGGAGAAUAAAGAAAAAGAGCAUGAUAUUGCAUUAAAGCAUGAACUGAGAAGACUAAAGGAAGAAGAUCGAAAGAAAGAGAGAGAAAGAUAGAAGAGACUUGAUAAUCAAAGAAAGAGAAAAAUACUGAAAAAGACAAGAGAAACUCAAUCUCAAAUUGAAUUCUAUAAGAUAAGUGAAUAAGAGCUGUAGAAAAAGAGAGUUCAGGAAACAGUUAAGACCAUGAUUGAUCUUAAAAACAUGUUUUCAACUGUUUAAACUGUUUUACAAGCUAAGAAUUUGCCGAUUAAAGAAAAAUCUAAGAUUUUAAGAGAUCACUCUCUAGAAAUUAAGCCUCAGUUUAUUGAGAAAAAGAAGAAAAAGGAUGAAAACGACUUGAAAUGA